AUCUCAAACGAUCGAAUUAUUUCAGUAAAUUUCCACUCAUCCUCGUUGCGUUAUUAGCUCAGAAUCAUGGCUUCUUUACUCUAAAAGAGUUUACAGUGGAGUGAUGGAGCAGCAAUGCCAAUUUUGGUUGCCCAAGAAGAAGCGUUUAUGCGCAAAUUUUGCAUUGCUUGGCUCACAGUUUUGCGGAAACCACAAGCCUGAUUCAGUUGAGAGCAGGAUUCCAUGUCCAAUCGAUCCAUCUCACACUAUCCUACAGGUGGAUGUAGCUGCACAUGUCAAAAAGUGUCCCUUAGUUAAGCAGAUUGAGGCAUUGAAAUUGAAGCCUUACUAUGAAGAGGGUAUUAAUUCUGGCAGUGAUGGAGAAGAUGAUUCAAAUUGUAGUAGUCUCUCUUCUAUUCAUGGAAAGUGUACUCUACCAAGAGAAGUUGAAGGAAUUUGGACCAGUGAGAUUGGAGAUAAUGCAUCUUUUGAAGGUGACAAAGUGAUGGAUGAAGGUGAAUACCAGCAGCAGGUCAUGUGGAGAAAUUUCUUGAGUUCCUCUCAUUCAGAUAAUAAAGCCACUCAAAGCAUGAAGCGCAAAGCUAUAUUCACAAUGUCAGGAGAUGAAUUUUAUGCAUUGGUUGAGAAAAUAGAGUCAGCUCACUUGGCUAUCUGUCAAAACAACAUAGACAAGUCCUAUUUUCAGCCUAAUGCCUGUGACAAAGGGUUGAAUGCAGGACUAGAUAGGAGAUUGCCCUUCCAAGAGAAGCAUGCGAUACAGCAGGCGUCCAUACUUGGAAAUCUAGAAAUGAUGGGAAUUAUUAGGAGAUUGGAAUCUGUUUCAGAGACAAUAAAAUAUUCUGAAAGUGGAGAAGGAAAUAUGAAUAUGGGAGAAAUAAAAGGGGUGGAAUCUCAGCUAAAAGUCAUAGAGUUUGGGGCUGGAAGAGGUUAUCUAACUCACAUGCUUUUUGACUGCUAUGGCAUUAAGGAUAUAGUACUAGUGGAGCGCAGGUCCUAUAAGUUCAAGGCUGAUCGAACUUUGCGACAAGCAGACGGUGUGAACUUAGAGCGCCUAAGAAUAGACAUUAAAGAUUUGAAACUUGAAGCCGUGGAAUCGUUGAAGGGUUGUCAUUAUACUGCAGUGGGAAAACAUCUUUGUGGACCUGCAACAGAUCUUGCCUUAAGAUGCUGUCUUCAUGGGAGCAACAGGAAGAAUAUAUCUGAAGAUAUGAAGAGAAGAGGAAGUUGUCCGUAUAUAAAAGGUCUUGCAAUUGCAACAUGUUGCCACCAUCUUUGUCAAUGGAAAUCUUAUGUGAAUAAAAGGUUUUUUCUCAACCUGGGUUUUACAAGAGAAGAAUUUUGUGCGAUAACAUGGUUUACAAGCUGGGCACUUGAUGGGGAGCAUUCUUCUGAACAUUCAGAUGCAGUGAAUUGUGAAACCAAUUUACCAGUUUGUGAUACUGUUGAAGCUCCCACUAAUGCUAAUGAUGAAAUGGGAGAUAUUAUUAGAUCCCUCAAUCCAGCUAGAAGGGCAAUACUUGGAGUGAAGUGUAAAGAGAUCCUAGAUACUGGAAGACUUGUUUGGUUGAGAGAGCAGGGAUUAGAUGCAAAACUAGUUGACUAUGUUCCAACCAAAGUAUCUCCUGAAAACAGGUUGCUCCUUGCAAGCAAUGGCAGAAAAAGGUAGGAAUAAUGGAAAAGCAGAUAGUAAUUUUUGCAGAACUGCCUGACCAAAGACAAUGGAGUAGAGCAUGAAAAUCUUUAUUCUAUAUCCCAGUUAGCAGCAUUUGAUAUGAUCAAUAGUUUCCAUAAAACUUUUCUCUCAAGCAGUUAUCCCCUUAUUUUCUUAUGGGAUGUCACGUGAUCUCAUGUUGCACAUCAUUGCGUUUAAAUGAUUUUGCAGGCAAUCAUGUCUGGUUUCACAAUAUUUUCUUAACCAUACCCCAUCAACAUACUUGAAUCCAUGUAAUAUUUUCAACUUAACUAUUUGGAUUUGGAAGCACGUAAUACAGACACACUUUUGUUUGUCAGGAGCUCAUUGCUGAGAUUGCAAGUGUUUGUAAAGUUUCAGGCCUUGUGAACAGGUAUCUGUAGACGUUCAUUAUUUAGGUCUUGUUUUCCUCUUCCGAGCCAAAAAAAUUAUUACGGUUUUAUUCAUUAAAAUUGGAUCAAAAAUAUCAAAUGCAAAGUUAAAUGUGAACAAAUCAUAAAUAUCA
Molecule: messenger RNA, 2195 nt
Organism: Cryptomeria japonica (Japanese cedar)
Lineage: Eukaryota; Viridiplantae; Streptophyta; Pinopsida; Cupressales; Cupressaceae
Exons: 10
Coding region: 104-1666 (520 amino acids)
Biological process (GO): tRNA methylation
Source: RefSeq, a predicted model, not a curated record